Messenger RNA from Iphiclides podalirius (scarce swallowtail), 1281 nucleotides. Lineage: Eukaryota; Metazoa; Arthropoda; Insecta; Lepidoptera; Papilionidae. The record is from the annotation of a GenBank genome assembly.
AUGGAAGCAGUGAGUAAAAACCAACUACCCCAGGGUGGUACCGGCGACGCCGGAGAAUCCACCCCUAGGCAUAGCCUGGGCAGCCCCAUCGUAUCUGGGGGGGGGGGGGGGCAACACACUGCCUUGCGGCGACGUAACUGCGUCGUCGGUGGGUCCUGUAACAUCCGGAGACCAAGAGAUCUAGCUGGUGGGGGUGAAUGCGAGUCUGAUGGCUCGCAAAUAUCGCUAACAUCGGCUAAUUCACAAGACACCCGCAAGAGGAAGGCGACCAAGAUUCCAAGUACGGAAAACAUGGCCGCUAAAUACAAGGCGGUUGCGAUUUCUGCUUCAGCAACGGGAACAGAAGAAGAGAUGAUGGAAACUGAGAUGGAGACAGAAGAAGAUUUCCUCGACCCUUCAGUGCCCCCAUCAAAAACAAGGGCAAAGAAAAAGUUGCCUAACCCGGAUGAGUUAUUACUGGAUCUGCAGUCUCAACCGAGUGGCAACAUUGAGGAACACAUAGAUCUUCAACUCCAGACCAUUGAAAAAGUAGCGGACCACUCGCGGAAUCUAAAAGGAAACUUCGUCCGUGGCUUAAGGCUGGCAGUGCGUAACGUUAAAGCCGCGGCCGCUGAACGCGCGCGGAGGUCAAUCACUGACGCUAAUGUAAUAAGGCUGGAAAAGGAGAAUGCAGAGUUGGGUUCUCAACUAUCCAGUCUUGCCUCGAAGUUGGAAAAACUCACAGAGGAGAUUAACCUUCUUCGAAGGCAAAACCGUGUUAGUGGCGAAACAAGUGCGUCACUUACACAGAAAUCACCUAAUGAUACCAUGAAAAUGGGUGAAGAGAAGGGACUUUUGGAACGUAUAGGGGUACUAAUAGAAAGCAAAAAAGCUGAUUUUGAGGCAAAGUUGUUUCCUGAUAGGGCGCUUCGACCCACGUUGGGAGCAAGGCCAAAGAUUACAUCUUUGGCUAACGAAUGUUCAGACAUAGAUCCUAGAGAACUACAGCCGCAACCACCAUCGUUGACGCAGUCUCAGAAGAGAAAUAAAAAGAAAAAGGCGAAGAAAAAGAAGUCUUCACCACCACCAGUGACAGAUUUGCCUCCGAUAGCUGCACCAUAUGUGCACUCAGAGGUAGAGACAGCGUCAAGAUCGUGGGUAGAAGUGGUCAAAAGAACAAAAAAUCUGCCGGUUACCACUAUCUUGAAUAAAAAGCCUAAAGGCCCAAGGAAACCUCGCGCUCCUUCAUCUGUAGCUGUGACAGUGACAAUUCUAGAAGGCUCCUCCGUUACAUACGGAAAG